AUGAAGUUCUGCUGUUUUCUGCUUUUAUCCCUUGUGUUGUAUGUCAGUGCGGUGGAACGGAUCCUGUUCAGUGUAAAAGAGGAAGAGGAAGUAGGGAGUCUCGUUGGAAUUCUUCUCCCCAAACUCUCCAGCCGUCUUCGGAGCUACAAGGUUCGAAUGAACUUUCAGAUUAUUCAAAAAGGCGAUGCCCGAUACUUUCGAAUUACCCCCCAAGAUGGACGUAUUACCCUAGCUCAAGUGAUUGAUCGCGAAGCUAUCUGUCAAAGUGCCAAUAUGCGAGAUGAUGCUCAUUUCCUCUCAAGUGCUGAAGGUCAGUGCCAACUCAGGUUUACAGUCAGUGUUCUAAGAGAGGGCACUUCAGAAAUUAUUGAAAUGGUUCAGGUUACUGUGAACGUGCUUGAUAUCAAUGACAACCAGUGUAAAUUUGAACCUUCUGAUAAACAGACUGUAUAUAUUCCUGAAGAUACUCCGGUUGAUUCUAAUUAUCGAAUUCCCUUGUAUAUUCCUACUGAUCCCGAUGCAGCAGUAAUGAAUAGGAUUGAUCUAAGGAGUAUUUCCCUCAAAUCUGCGGAUGAUAUUGAUAGCGCACGGUAUUUUGAUCUUCAGGUGACUGGAACUAGUUCUAAUGACAAACCCACGACUUUACACUUGGUCCUAACAAGGAAAUUGGAUUAUGAAAGUCUCUCUGUUCACAAACUCAUAGUUACUGCUAGCGAUGCUAGUCGGCGGAGCUCAUCAACAUGCAGUCUACAUUUAACUAUCCAAGUCGUGGAUGUCAACGAUCAUCCUCCAAGAUUCGCAAAGAAGAUUGUUCAUUUGAGCCUGAAUGAGAAUACUCCAGUUGGAUCUUUGGUACAUCAGCUGCAAGCCAGUGACCAGGAUAAGGGUCCAUUCUUCAGCAAACUCAUCUUCUCAUUCGGAACUUAUACUCCCGAAGAUAUCCGUUCCUAUUUCGAUGUCCACCCCUAUAAUGGUUCAAUAAUUCUCAAGCAGCGCUUAUCCUAUGGAAGAAAAAGGAAGUUUGAAAUACCUGUGAUUGUUCGAAAUCCAACAGAUGCUGAAAUCAAGCGAAAUAAUAAUGAGAAACCUCAAUUGAAAAUAUCAAAUGAUAUUCAAGUGGAAACAACAGUACAUGACACCGCUCAAGUCAUAAUUGAUGUAAUUGAUAUUAAUGAUGAAGCCCCAGCAAUCUCUUUUUACGCUCCCAGUGGCGAAAGCGAAUUAUCGAUUGAGGAGAAUGUUGCCCUCUUGCCCUCUGAUUUCGGAGUUGUCAGUGUAACAGAUGGAGAUUCGGGAGAAAACGGUAAAGUUGAGUGUACGAUAGCUGAUAACGUCACCGAGUUAUUCCGUCUUGUAAGAAUGACAUCUGGUGAUGGAAUGACAGAUGAAGGUCGUGAAACCCUUUUUAAACUCUCCGCAAUACAUAAUUUCGACCGAGAGCAAAGGACAUCAAUUGGACUAACUAUCCUCUGUCGGGAUUUUGGAUCACCUCCGAAAAGUUCCUCUCAAAACCUAAUAGUGAAAAUCCGAGAUGUAAAUGAUAAUUCACCAGUGUUUGAUCGGAAUUAUUUAGAGAUCAACGUAACCGAAGAUAGUGACCCGUCUCGACUCAAUACUGACUACGUGAUUGGCCGUGUUCUUGCCCAUGAUCCAGAUGAUGGGAUAAAUUCUGAGAUUACCUAUGAUCUGAUCCAAUCAAAUGUUCAGAAUCUAUUUAGUAUUGAUCCGAAAACGGGUGUCUUCAGUUCGAAUGGAGAAUUGGAUAGGGAAAUGAACGAUCGGCAUCAAUUUGUCAUAGUUGCUAGAGACUCAGGAGUUCCACAACUAUCUUCGUCCAUUACAGUAACUGUUCAUGUUGAAGAUUUCAACGAUGAGCCACCGGUAUUUGCACAAUCAGACUUUGAAUUUAUGGCAGUGGAAGGUGUAAACAGAAAUUCAUUAAUUGGAACGGUUCAAGUUUCUGAUUCAGAUUUGGGUGUGAAUAGGGAGCUGAGUUUCCGAUUACUGGCUAAUGAUCUAUCAGCUCAUUACCCUAUCUCACCAAGUGAUAGCCUGCAGCAUUACAACUGGAGAAAUGAGCAAGAACCCCCAUUUCCAUAUCGACUUGAGUCUCAAUACAACCCUCUAAAGAAUGAAUAUGAAGUCAGUAUAUUUACAGAUGGCGAAUUGGACGCGGAAGCCGCUUCUCAGCACAUGGAAUACUCUGACAAUGGCUCUCGAACAGCCUCCUUUCAUUCAUUCUUCAUCUUGGCAGAAGAUGGUGGAACUCCGAGGCGGAUUUCAAGAGCUAGAAUCAUCGUUCAUCUUCUGGAUGUAAAUGAUAAUGCACCCGUCUUCAGUUUUCCCUCCGAGAACAAUGCAACUGUUAAUGUAUCAUACAAGGAGUACGUGGGUUUUCCCUUUAUUCAAGUAUCAGCAACAGAUGCCGAUGCGGGUAUAAAUGGAACUGUGCAAUAUUACCUUGGUACACCACAGGCUGGCCCAAACUCCAAUGAAAAUAACGAUGCAACCGCUUUUCAAAUCGACCAUUCUAAUGGACAAAUAUCUUUGAAAAGACAACUUUCUCUAUCUGAUGUUGGGCACGCCUAUAAGGUCUACAUUAUCGCUAGUGAUAUGAGCCCACGGCCUCUACAAACUCAAGCUACGAUGACGAUUCUGGUAGAUAAAACGUCUCCCAAAGGCGCGAAUGCAGCCCAAGUUUCAGGAUCCCCAAAAUUAUCGAAGACCGUCUCGGACUCAAUGGUCAAUCUCUUCAUUAUAAUCUUUAUCGUCGCCGCCGCGUUCAUAAUAUCCGGUGUCCUACUCACUGCUGUUUGUAUUGUACUCAAUCGCUCUCGAAGGGCCCAAGGAAAUUCGCAUUCAAUGCGUAAGUGA
Molecule: messenger RNA, 2874 nt
Organism: Rodentolepis nana
Lineage: Eukaryota; Metazoa; Platyhelminthes; Cestoda; Cyclophyllidea; Hymenolepididae
Source: the annotation of a GenBank genome assembly